AUGCCUGAGCAAAGCGACGACGUGCGUGUCCUUGGAUACGAUCCAUUGAUCCCGCCCGCACUCCUCUCCUCCGAGAUCCCUAUCCCUCGCCAUGCUGAAGAGACCGUGAUCAAGGGCCGCAAAGGUGCUGCCAACAUCAUCACACAGAAGGAUGACCGUCUCCUCGUCAUGGUCGGACCCUGCUCCCUCCACGACCCCGCCGUUGCCAUCGAGUACUGCCAGCGAUUGAAGGCCCUCGCCGACAAGCUCGACAAGGACCUCCUCAUCAUCAUGCGCGCCUACCUCGAGAAGCCCCGAACAACCGUCGGCUGGAAGGGCCUGAUCAACGAUCCCGACAUCGACGAGAGCUACCAGAUCAACAAGGGUCUCCGAAUCUCCCGCAAGCUCUUCGUCGACCUCACCUCCCAAGGCAUGCCCAUUGCCUCCGAGAUGCUCGACACAAUCUCCCCCCAGUUCCUCGCAGACCUGAUCUCUCUGGGUGCUAUCGGUGCGCGAACCACCGAGUCUCAAUUGCACCGAGAGCUUGCGUCUGGUCUCUCCUUCCCCAUCGGCUUCAAGAACGGCACGGACGGCGGACUCACCGUCGCCGUGGACGCCAUCGGAGCCGCCGCCGCAAAGCACCACUUCAUGGGUGUCACCAAGCAAGGUCUCGCAGCCAUCACCAGGACGGCCGGAAACGAGCACUGCUUCGUGAUUCUCCGCGGUGGAAGCAAGGGCACCAACUACGACAAGGACAGCAUCAAGUCCGUCAGGGAAGCUUUGAAGAAGAAGAACCUCCCCGAGGUCAUGAUGGUCGACUGCUCGCACGGCAACUCCAACAAGAACCACAAGAACCAACCCCUCGUGGCACAGGACAUCUCCGAGCAGAUCCGGAACGGCGAGACCGGAAUCGUCGGCGUGAUGAUCGAGUCCCACAUCAACGAGGGCAACCAGAAGGUCCCCGCCGAGGGCCCCAGCGGCCUCAAGAAGGGCGUCUCCAUCACCGACGCCUGCAUAAACUGGGAGUCCACUGUCGAGGUCCUCGAGAACCUCGCGGCCGCCGUCGCCGAGCGGAGAGCGAACAAGAGCAAAGCGAAUGGUGCCAAUUAA
Messenger RNA from Aaosphaeria arxii CBS 175.79, 1089 nucleotides. RefSeq names its product phospho-2-dehydro-3-deoxyheptonate aldolase-like protein. Gene Ontology annotation, biological process: aromatic amino acid biosynthetic process. Gene Ontology annotation, molecular function: 3-deoxy-7-phosphoheptulonate synthase activity. Gene Ontology annotation, cellular component: cytoplasm. Lineage: Eukaryota; Fungi; Ascomycota; Dothideomycetes; Pleosporales. The coding region runs from base 1 to 1089 and encodes 362 amino acids. The record is from RefSeq and is a predicted model, not a curated record. The transcript has 3 exons.